AUGGAUAUACUCGACAUCGCUGAGCGUAUCGUGAAAUAUGAGAUGCACACGUACAAUCUGUACGCUAACACGACGUUGGGACACAGCGACGAGAUACGAAUACCUAUACAGCAACAGGAUUUGUACACGUUGCCGUGUGAGAGUUUUCUCUACAUUGGAGGAAAACUCGUUACUCCUGCCAAUGAGAAUAAAGAUAACCUCGACGGAGUUAAAAUCGAUCGUAACAGAAACGUUGGAAUAACGAGCACGAUCAAAAACUAUGUAUCGCUGACGACGGAGAAGAGCAAGACGCUGAAAUACGCAUCGUGGAAUCCGGAUGGAAAUCCGUUGCUCGAUGGAAACUUUAAUUUUUGCGUUCCGCUCAAUACUCUUUUAGGAUUCUGCGAGGACUACAAACGGAUUGUAAUCAACGCUCGUCACGAACUUGUAUUGAUACGAUCGCGCAACGAUAACAAUUGUCUCGUUGGACGAGUCGGUACAAAUCCAACGAUCGAACUACUCAAGAUACAGUGGCGAAUGCCGCACGUAUCUCUGAGCGAAGUCAACAAGCUGUCUCUUCUUCGAACUUUGGAAAGCGGAAGAUAUCUGAGCGUGUGCUUCCGUUCGUGGAAUCUGUACGAAUUUCCUCUGCUGCAGAAUACAACGAAGCCUUCCUGGGCGGUCAAAGCCGCGACGCAAUUGGAAAAACCGCGAUACGUAAUCUUUGCUCUCCAAACCGGUCGAAAAAACGUACUGUCUGAAAACGCUACGCAAUUUGACGCUUGUAAACUCACCAAUGUAAGACUGCAUCUGAAUUCAGAUUUUUAUCCGUACGACGACAUGAACUUGGAUUUCGACAGAAAUCGAUACGCUAUACUGUACAACAUGUAUGCGCGUUUCCGCAAAGCUUAUUACGGAUUCGAUAAUACGUAUUUGGACAUCGAUGAAUUCUCGAAAGCCGGUCCGUUCGUAGUCAUAGAUUGUUCGCGACAAAACGACUCUGUCAAGAGCGCCACCGUUGACGUGCGAAUAGAAUUUGAUUGUAAGGAAAAUAUACCGGCCAACACCACCGCCUAUUGUCUCAUUAUACACGAUCGAAUGGUUGAAUAUAAUCCACUGAACAACAUUGUGCGCAGACUCCCUCCGAUAUACGUGAAAGGACUCGAGAAGAAAAAGUGGCUGUGCGAGAUUUUGGAAGAUGAUGUAGAGAUCGAAACGAUCGAUGUGGAUUACGAAGAUAUCGCACGCCUGACGAACUUGGAUGUAAUCGGAACCUUGCGUUGUGGGUAUCACACGAGACAUUGCGCUAUGCGGAAUGUUUGCAAAUUGUACAAGUGGUGUAUGGGCGUAUUGCCCAAUGGAUUGGGUUCGACUUGGUUAAAAGUUAUGAAACCAAUUUUGUGUUAG
This is a messenger RNA of Linepithema humile (Argentine ant), 1386 nucleotides long. Lineage: Eukaryota; Metazoa; Arthropoda; Insecta; Hymenoptera; Formicidae. The record is from RefSeq and is a predicted model, not a curated record.